Molecule: messenger RNA, 459 nt
Organism: Didymodactylos carnosus
Lineage: Eukaryota; Metazoa; Rotifera; Eurotatoria; Philodinida; Philodinidae
Source: the annotation of a GenBank genome assembly
AUGCGCACGUUGCUGUGCAGUCCAACCGAAGAAGAAUGGCAGUCAUUGCGAGAGUUGUCCCACCUUGAACUUGAUACCAAUCUUUAUUUGUAUGAAGAAAUUCGAAAGGCAGUGGAAAAGCACACGCGUCCUCUUGUCUAUGAAUAUGUGCAAUGGAAAAAGAAUAAAUCCAUUGAAAAGGUUAUAGCUUCUUGGUGGCCUCCUACGACACUCUUGUGCAGUAUGGGUAUUGUGGAUGAAGCUAUUCCAUUGAUUAUUCGGAGAGCACUACGAGAGAAAAAGUGCAGAGACCUCGAAUUGUGUGGGAACGAAUUAACAGGAGAAGGAGCGAGACUCCUUUAUGAUGAACUGAAAACGAAUACAACCUUGAUGUCACUCGAUCUCGGUUGGAACAAAGGUAUAGGAGAUGAAGGAGUUCAACAUUUGUCAAAUAUGUUGACUGUCAAUCGAACAUUGACU